GAUCCUUCAGGCUUUGUUGAGGCAAAGACGCCAUUUUGGGAUCUUGCAGCAGUGUGGAAGAGAAAACACUGCCCACUUACAAACUUCUCCUUUGGAAACUGCCCCGGCACCUCAUGGACGGACUCUGGAAAUAGCAGAUCCUGCUCACCAAUGGGAAUAUGAGCAGAAGCUGGAUUUUAGAGACAUAGGUUUGAUUGCUUGUUGGUCCUUCCAUUCAGAGCGACAGAUGAUGAGCCGUUUGUCCAGAUUGAUGUGGUAUGAUCUAGAACGGUGAGAAUGGAUUAUUCCCAUCUUCAUACCUAUGCUCCCCCUCAGUGUCUGCCAGACAACACUGGCUAUACCUAUGCUCUCAGCUCAAGCUAUUCGACAGAAGCCCUUGAUUUUGAGACCAUUCAUAAGUUGGCUCCGGUCUUUGAUUCUCCAAGAAUGUCGCGGCGCAGUCUUCGUUUGAAGACCAGCACUGGAAACUAUGCCGACGAUAGUCUUAAUGACAGCGCUCUCUCUCACAGAUCUGUAAGGCAGCAGCACAACAGCAGCAGGCAGUUCUCAUCCAGCCAUCAGUCUGCAUCAAGGCGAUCUAUGACAAACGCCUCCUUUCAGAGCAGCUUUAACUCUCAGAUCGCUGACACCUCAGCAGUGUCCAGUGUUUUAGAUGCAUCUGUAAUUCGGGAACAGACAGAAAUGAGUUCCAUAUGGGGUCUUGAUGAUGAAGAAUUGAUAAAAGAUGGCAACACUACAGUGAUUCAGUCCAAUGGAGACUUUAAUUCAGCAGAAACACAGACAACAAUGAUCAAUGGCUAUACGUGCAGUGACUGCAGCAUCGUCUCUCAGAGAAAUGAUACCUUGACGGCACUUUCUGCAUCUUAUUCCGCAUCUGGAAAUGUUCAUGCAGCUUCUGGAAGCAAACACUCAGCCUGUGGAACUUUACACACAGGCUCUGCAAUCACAAACGCAGCCUCUGGAAAUAUACAUGCAGGCUCUGCAAACGAGCACUCGGCAUCUUCAAGCAUGCAUGCAUCAUCUACACUAGUAUACUCCAGAGACCGCAGCCAGAAAAAAUCAAGAGAAAUCCCUUUUUACAUGCAUAAGACCAUGCUGCUGUUUAAAAAUACCGCAUCAUCUCUAGCAACUGUGGUUGUGCGCCUGUUUCAUUUGGUUAUGCUGAAGCUUGGUUGUGACCUCAAAGCUCAUUUGAAUUACUGUGGAAGUGCAAAUGUGAGAGACUAUCUAAAAGAGGACGGCCAUUUCAGUAUAAAUGGAAAAUCCCUGUGUGAUGACUAUAAGGGGACGAAAUACCUUGAAACACACAGCACUGUCCACACCAAAUCUUCACGGGCUAGAGGGGUGACAGGGAUCCUAUGGCACACCCUUUAUUACACAGGCUAUUUAUUACUACAAGCAGUGCGCAGUGUUGGAGCUGCAGGAUGGUUUGUAUCCCGGAAGAUGUUGUCGUUUCUUUGGUUGGCCAUUGUAUCACCAGGUAGAGCAGCCUCCAGCUUGCUUUGGUGGCUGGGAACUGGAUGGUAUCAACUUGCCACUCUGGUUUCUUUAGUAAAUGUUUUUAUCCUUACCAGAUGCCUUUCAAAGCUGUCUAAAUUGUUACUUCUGCUUUUGCCCUUGCUGCUUUUGCUGGGUCUUUACUUAUGGAGUUCAGAUUAUACACUGCUUCCUGCAUUCAGUGGUUUAAGAUUAUUUCCAUCUGAUACCUCUGAAGAAACAGCUGCCAGCCUCAAGCCUUCUCCAGAAAUCACUAAACCUAGCCCAGGCUUCAAGGAGGAGGGCUUGCUGUACGAUACUGACCGAGUAAAAGCGUUGGAAAAGCAGUUUGGAUUAAUCGGUCGUAAGCACAGUGACCAUAUGGAAGACUAUAAAAAAAUGAAUCUUUUGGUCCUGAAGAUUCAAGAGCAAGUUCAAAAGAUGAACGACGAAAGCCAUUUGUCAUCGAUGAUUACAAACAUAUUCGAGCAACAUUUUGCUAAACACACUGUUGAAAAGAAGGAACCCUCAUUGGUGGAUACUUCAUCUAGCACAAUCAACAAUCAUGAAGCACGUAUCGUGCAUUUGGAGGCACUGUUUGAAAAGCUAUCACAGGCUAUAGAGGAAGAUAGAAAAUUAGCAGAGUCCAGAGCCAGCGGAGGUGAAAUUCAUGAUCAGAGUCUUCUCAGAAGUCGGAUUAAGAGUCUAGAAGAAGAGUUUGAAAACUACAAAGCUGCUUUCCUAAAUAGCCAGACUGCACAGACCAGCUGUGACCUCCCAGACUGCCUUCUCCAAAAGGUGGAUGCAAGAGUAAAAGAGUCGGUCCAAAUGAUGUUUGCCAACCAGGAAAAUAUUCCAGAAUCCUUACUGCAAUGGCUGUCUGCAAAUUAUGUGAAUAAAGGAGAUUUCAAUAGCAGGCUGCAGGAAUUGGAGCUGAAAAUUCUCCAAAACAUUUCUUACCACGUCUCCCUCACAAAGCAGAUCCCUUCUACAAAAGUGGUGGAAACUGCAGUCACUGGGGCAAUAGAUGGCAUUUCUAAAGAGGAAACUCAAUUAAUGAUAACUAAUGCUUUGAGACUCUACUCCCAAGAUCGCACUGGCAUGGCAGACUUUGCUUUGGAAUCUGGAGGCGGCAGUAUCCUUGGAACUCGUUGUUCUGAAACCUAUGGGACAAAGACCGCUUUAAUGAGCUUGUUUGGAAUUCCUUUGUGGUAUUUUUCACAGUCCCCUAGAGUGGUUAUACAGCCGGAUAUGUACCCUGGAAACUGUUGGGCCUUUAAGGGAACCCAAGGAUACCUUGUUGUCCGCCUAUCAAGGCUCAUUUACCCAACUGCCUUUUCUAUUGAGCACAUACCCAAGUCCCUCUCACCAUUAGGAAACAUAACCAGUGCACCUAAAGAUUUUGCUGUUUACGGCUUGGAUGACGAGUACCAGGAAGAUGGGCAAGUUUUAGUUCGUGCUGUGUAUGAUCAAGAAGGGGAACCGUUGCAGAUAUUCCACAUGAUGGAAGAAUAUAAGAAACCUUUUCAGAUCGUGGAACUGCGAAUCUUUUCUAAUUGGGGCCACCAAGACUUUACCUGCCUGUAUCGCUUCAGGGCACAUGGAACACCUGUACAAUAACCCCUAACGUUUAUCAAACAUGUAAAUUUGUAUUGUAAAUAAUGCAAUCCUGGAACACUGGAAUAUAAAUAUAUAUAUAUAUAAAAUAUUUAAAAUCUGGGCAGCAGCAGUGUAUGUUGCAUGGUCAGUCUUCAUUCAGCCACUACCAGGAAAACCUGCCAAUGAGAGAGAUACACAACCAAACCUAUUUGAUAUGCACUUAAGCUGUCGUCCGUAUGCUUUACAACUUGUCUCCAAGCUCCAUAAAAUGCUGCAUGUAAAUUACUCAGGAUUAAAAGGCCAGUUAGCGGAAGACGGCUACAAAAAUACGCUUUUAAGAGGCAAAAGUUCAGUUUUUUUGUUUUCUCCCCCCUUCUAUUUUUAGUUAUAAAACGGUUUUGCAGAAAGUCCAGUUUACGUUCCUUUUCCAUUGGUUCUCGAUAUCAUCCAUUAGCCAAUCAACUGGCCUCAGCUAUUGCUUUACUGAUCUGUCAUUGGGAUUCUAGAUUCUCCAGGCAUAUACUGUGGCCUAGGCCUUUGCAGUCCAGCUGGUAUGGCUGUUUAAUGACUGAAACUGAGAAUGAAAUAGCCACUAACGAGUUAGGAUAUUUUAGUUUGUUCAUAUUCAUUUUUUUUUUUUUUUUUUUUUUUUUAAUAGAUAUUUGGGUUAAUUUUCCAUAAAAUGGGAGAAAACGCACUUCUCUUCAGUACACUGUUUUGGUUGAGCUCAGGGUUUAAAAAACAUUAAGCCACAGUAUGAAAGCAAUCCCAGGAAAUUCUAUGCUCAAUGCCUAUUGUGCAUUAUGGUACUUUAAUUACAAGUGGAUGCUUAUAGUUCAACUUAAAGGAGAAGGUCAAGUUAGGCACCCUCAAGUGAUCCCUGCUGAUAGGAGCACUGGCCCCGGUGUCGGGUAAGUAAAUGUGAUCACUUAGAGGUGCCUUAACUUUUGCCACCCCCAAGUAUAACAAAGACUUUCCUUCUCCUUUAAGGGGGGACAUACUAAAUGUAUAAGAAUGUAAACUGCUCAAAGUACUUAAUGUAUUUUUUAAUUUAGAUUUCAUGGUAUUAGGAUUUUUUAUUCUGCCAAUAGCAUGAAUGAUUAGCCAGGGCUCCAUUUGCUGUUCUGCCCGGACAUGGGAAAGAUGAUGCUGAAAUGCUAUUUUUCUAUUGGUACAUGUGACCGAAGCAAUAGAACUGAGCAGCAAAGCAUCAGGAGACUCUUCCUGCUGCAGUAAAAGCUCUUGCUCUUCUGUCCAGACAAAGGGUGCUCUUCAAAAAGUGCUCAGAAGAGCACCCUGAUUAUUAAUUCGUAAAUGGAUCCGGAGACUCUGCAGUUCACUCCUUUUGCCUGUUUAAUAAUCUGUUCUCCUCCAGAUAAAUCACAUGUAUUGAUUAUUGUUACACAGGAAGGUACAUGUCCUGGAAAAUAUACUUUUCAUUCCUACCGACUGUUCUGCUGUCUUUCUUUUUACAUAUAAGAGUAUAUUUUACAUUAUUUUGAGGGCCAUCUAAAGUCUAGUGUCCUAUCCUAUUUAAAGACUUGAGUCUGAUGCCAAACAUUCAGCACCUCUGCAAACAGGAGAAAGGGUUAAAGCAUUGAAGCACCAGAGAGCUGAUUCCGCUGACUGGCUUUUUUAAUAGAGUCUGUGUAUAUUGCACAAGAGUCCACUUAUAAGAUGAGAUGUAUAGAAUCUAAUGUUAGAAGUCAAAUGCUCUAUGUAAAUGGGAUUUGGGAGGUGGUACAAAGGGGAGGGGGUGGGGCUUUUUUUCCCCCAAGAACACUAAUUUAUUUUUAAGAGAUGAAAAAUAGGACUUUGUGCAAUGUAUUUUUGUAAAGGCUUUUCCAGCUAUUUGUUUUUCAGUGACUUUUCUUUGCUUGCUCCAUACUGCAAAAAAAUUUGAAAUGUUUUAAAUAAAGAGUUUACUUUUUUGAGUGCAUGUAAUAUUUGAAACAGUAAUAAACAAUAUCCUUUUUCUGUUAA
Molecule: messenger RNA, 5058 nt
Organism: Xenopus laevis (African clawed frog)
Lineage: Eukaryota; Metazoa; Chordata; Amphibia; Anura; Pipidae
Gene: sun1.L
Product: Sad1 and UNC84 domain containing 1 L homeolog
Exons: 23
Coding region: 277-3096 (939 amino acids)
Cellular component (GO): meiotic nuclear membrane microtubule tethering complex; nuclear inner membrane; nuclear envelope
Molecular function (GO): protein-membrane adaptor activity
Source: RefSeq, a predicted model, not a curated record